AGGGGGAGAAUACUAACGCACUGUCUGCUGAAUGAACUGCUGCCGUGCGCCUUUUGGGUUUUUUGGAGCAGGUCUCUCUCAUCUGGAGAUGCUCUAGUAAACGUGUCGCGGGGUUUUUAUGUGCCCAUCGUUUCUGGAUCGGGAUAUAAAGCUGAGAAAGAAAAUUUGCGCGUGUGUGUGUCUCUGGAGCGUCUGAUUUCUUAUUUUUCUCAUUUUUGGGGGACAUAUUUUGGUGGAUUGUGCAAACCACAGGCUUAACAAAAAAACAAAAAAAACAGAUUUAAACCAUGGGGGACUCGAUGUGGAGAUAUUAUUUUGGAGUUUUGUUUAUUGCCUUCAAAGUGGACUUGUGCCGGGCGCUCAUCUUGGAGUCCAUCUACUGGAACACAACAAACACCAAAUUCGUGCCAGGCCAAGGCGUGGUAUUGUACCCUCAGAUCGGGGAUAAGUUGGACAUUGUUUGCCCCCGUGUGGAUGGCGGGAUACCCGACGGUGUGGAGUAUUACAAGGUGUACAUGGUGCCGAGGGAGCAACUGGAGAGCUGCACCAUCACCAAGGCCGACACGCCGCUCCUCAACUGUGUCAAGCCCGACCAGGAUGUCAAGUUCACCCUCAAGUUUCAGGAGUUCAGCCCGAAUCUGUGGGGCUUGGAGUUCUUCAGAGGGAAAGACUAUUACAUCAUCUGUAAGUACCGACUGCUACUGUCUCUGAAAGGGUGA
Scomber japonicus (chub mackerel) is the source of this 719-nucleotide messenger RNA. It is a transcript of the gene efnb2a, whose product is annotated as ephrin-B2a. Gene Ontology annotation, molecular function: ephrin receptor binding. Gene Ontology annotation, cellular component: plasma membrane. The transcript has 2 exons. Gene Ontology annotation, biological process: axon guidance; blood vessel morphogenesis; ephrin receptor signaling pathway. The coding region runs from base 288 to 719 and encodes 143 amino acids. NCBI's taxonomy places the organism in Eukaryota, Metazoa, Chordata, Actinopteri, Scombriformes, Scombridae. The record is from RefSeq and is a predicted model, not a curated record.